Messenger RNA from Parus major (Great Tit), 2914 nucleotides. RefSeq names its product mediator of RNA polymerase II transcription subunit 1-like. Gene Ontology annotation, cellular component: mediator complex. The transcript is spliced from 17 exons. The coding region runs from base 178 to 1953 and encodes 591 amino acids. NCBI's taxonomy places the organism in Eukaryota, Metazoa, Chordata, Aves, Passeriformes, Paridae. Gene Ontology annotation, molecular function: nuclear vitamin D receptor binding; nuclear retinoic acid receptor binding; nuclear thyroid hormone receptor binding. The record is from RefSeq and is a predicted model, not a curated record. Gene Ontology annotation, biological process: regulation of transcription by RNA polymerase II; cellular response to thyroid hormone stimulus.
GGCCGGGCCGGGCCGGAGCCUGCCCCGGGAGGCCCAUGCCGGUGUGGGGCCGUGUCCCGCUUGUCCCGCGGCACCGCAACCCCGGGCCUCGAAAGGAACCGGCUUUCCUUUCCCGCUUCUCCUCCUUUAUUUCAGCCGAAACUCUUAAGGGAGAUAGCGAGAAAACAUUGUAGCUCGAUGUCUGUCCCUCCUUCCCCCCAGCUAAUCCCCCAUCUGGAGAAUAGAGGAGGCGUGUCCUGCCAUGGUGUUCUGACAGCUAUUUCUACCAAUGCUUUAAUGGAACAGUUGCGUUUAAAAUAUCAACAAAGGCCAUGGACUGAAACUCUAAAACUUGUUUAUUUUUGCAUGGGUAACCCACAUGGAAAGCCUGUCAGUAAUGCUCCAGAUGGUCUAUUGCUUUCCUGCACAGAGAAGAUAGAGAGGACAUUAAAUGCUAAAUCCAUGUUUUCUGUUAUGAAUGCCUUGGAACUUUUAUCCAGACAAAAAGGACUUACUGUUCAUGUUAGCCCCAGUGGAACUGCCUGCUACAUAACAUCAAUGAUGUUUUAUGUAGAAAUUCAGCUGGAGAAGGAUGGAGAUGUGAUGGAUGUAAAGCUGGCUCACUUUGAAGAAGCUCCUGUGGUUUGUGAUGACUUGGUCCAGCUACUAAGGAUGAAGAACUAUGAUGCCUUUGGCAAGAUUCUAGAAGACCUGUCAAAUAUGUAUCAAAUUCCAGGAAACAGCGAAAUGAAAGCUAAGGGAUAUCUUGCUUUGCAGGCCCUUGAAAAAGAUCUUUAUUCAAUGUCUCUUCUGGACAGAACACAGGAUCUAAACAGAGUUACUGAAGUACUUAAUGGAAAAGUAGGACACCUGGUGCCAAGAACUGGAGGAACCCCAAUGAACAUUGAAUUCUACGUUUCUCCCUAUCAAGUUUUGGAAGCAGAACUAAAUCAUGGUUCCCAGGUAUGUGGAACAAAAGCAGUUGUAACUGUUGAAGGCAUGGAUACACUCCACAAACUGCCUCUUUCUCCAUUAAUUGUAGAUCCUCAAGCUGGAGAGGACAGCAGCCUUGUUUUUUUGCAACUGACUGAUGAACUCAGCAUGGAUUUGCCAGCUCUUUUUGUUCUGAAGUUUCAUCAACCUGUUCCAAUGUCUUCAUCCAGUAUUGAAGAGAUACAGAGGCUCACAGGAAUUCAGAUUUCUGGCUUGAAACUAGCUCCACUGUAUGAGCUAAUUGUUCAGUCUACUCUUAAAGAAAAAUGCAGUGAAGACUUGUCUACAAAUAAAUCUUGUUUCGUUGUGUCUCUUCCAGAUUGCCCAAAGCACUGUUACUUCAUAAACAAGGGUUCAGAAAAAUCAGAUUUAGCAGGAGCUUUGGUCAGUAAAAUCCCAUUUAGCCAUCCAAAGUGCGUGCCUGGUGUAAUAGAGAUUCUUCGACAUCAAGUGGCAUAUAACACUCUUAUUAGCAGCUGUGUCUCUGAGAAGCAUAUAAAUGAAGAUGAUUCAGAACUGCUUUACUUUGAAGUGGUACCACACAAGAACACCAGCUUUUCUGUCUUUUUCCUUCAUCCUGUGAAAGAGAAUUUAGCCUGUGUUGUAAUUGAUGUUAUAAGCUCUAGAGAAGUCCAAUGUCACCUUCAUUUAAAUCCUCAAGAUCCAACUCUAAAUUCUAGUGAUGACUUCAUAGCAAGAGUUGUGAAACGUUGCAUGUCAGUCCCAGUUGUCAUGAGAGCUCUUUUCAGGAAUGCUGCCAAGGUGAAAGCUGACAGUGAAACACAAGACAUGGACAUGGAACAACAACCUAAACCACAAUCGGAGCAAACUACAGAUUCUAACAGUCUCAAAGAAAGCCUUUCUGGGGCUGGUCAGCAAGACUGGACAGCGACAGAUAAGCCAAAUAAUACAGACAGCACAGAAGAAAAUUUCUCUACAGUCAAACUGGAAACUCUGGGUGAUAACAUGGAAAAAAAGUAACCUCUCACUAUGCACUGAAACUUCGUGGAGGAAAGUAAUUCCAUAGCUAGUAUAGAAGUGAUAUGAUAGACAAAAACCUGAUGGCUUUGCAAACAACAACAAAAAAGUCUACUUAGUAAUUUGUGAAUUGUAUCUCCUCCUUGCAAACGUUUACAUAUGGGAAAGUAGUUCCCUUGAAUCUGCAUUUUUAAACAUCCAAAUCUGUAAAGUCUAAAACUGUUCUAUUAUUUUGUCUUGUUACUGAAAACCUCAAAAAUUGUCUUGGUAAAUAAGAUUCCCUCUAACACUGUCUUUUUUAUUGUUAGAAGGGAAGGCAUUACUUUAUUCUUGGUCAAGAGAUGUGUGUGGCUGACAAAGUUCCAGCCUCAAUGCUGACCCUGAUACAAAACUAUUUCACUUAUUUAUGCACUUUUAGCAAACAAAGACAUUAAUGUUCAUUGGUUUAAUUAGUAUUCUAUACCCUGUUAGUUAUUGAUUUCUUUCUCUUCAUGCUAAUCUGGUCCUCAUCCUUUUAUCUUUUUCUCAGACAGUCUCCAACUUUCCAGGCCUUAAUCUCCUCUAUAUCUUCUGGUUACUCUAAUGUCCUUGAAUGGCGAUAAAUUUAAGAUCCCAGAUGCCAAAUCUUCUAAUUCCUUUGGUUUUGUUUAUUGCAGAUUGUUAAAACCAAGCGUAACAAUCUUAAGGUUUCAGUGAUUUAAUGAUCAUAGUAGGUCUGUGAAGAAACUCAACUGGUGUUGGCUAAAAGAGGGCACUGCUUACAAUUGGUUAAAACAACUAUUUAAAAAUUAGUUAGGUAAGUUACAUAACUUCCAAGUCUGCACCAUAUAUACUAUCAGACUAUGGAAGAAAUCUGUGUCUAAUACACAUGAUACAGUCUGUAACACAACACAGGCAUUUGAAGAAAAGUGAUGUUUAUCCAUGUCAACAUUAUGCUAAAUAAAUUGAGAAAAAGUUACUUGAA